This is a messenger RNA of Dreissena polymorpha, 1236 nucleotides long. RefSeq names its product E3 ubiquitin-protein ligase RNF213-like. The coding region runs from base 83 to 892 and encodes 269 amino acids. The transcript has 8 exons. The record is from RefSeq and is a predicted model, not a curated record. Gene Ontology annotation, molecular function: ubiquitin-protein transferase activity; ATP hydrolysis activity. Lineage: Eukaryota; Metazoa; Mollusca; Bivalvia; Myida; Dreissenidae.
GUACAGGCUUUUUGUCAUUUGCGAGUCAAGUAACGAAAAUCGGUCCCCGUUUGGGAUUGCCUUACACAAGUAUUUACAACGAAUGCAGCCACCGGACUCCGAGAAACUGAAGUCAUAUGUGGUUAAACAUUUGACAGUUCCAAACAGCAGAAUGCAUUCUGCAGCAGUGGUGGAGAUAAAUUGGUCGUCUGUACGCCUUGUCAAGUCAAAUCGUGCCGGUGUUUGCAAGUCACUUUAUGUGAAACGGGUUGGUGAGCGUCUCGUUACUGAAGCGAACGAACUUAAUUUAGAGACAAAACUUGUGUCAAUACCUUUACAAGAAAAACGAAUAAAUAUUGAUGAAGUAGUACAAGUAUUGGUGGAACAUACCCCUCUACCCGGAGUGGAAAGUCCCAGAUUGUUUCAUAUCGAUAGCUCAACUGAGGUCGAAGACGGUAUAGAUUUUUUCCUGUUCAACCUUUUGAUUCUAAAUUGUGUUGUUGACAAGCACGGCUAUGUUUGGAGAAGAGACGACAAUGACCUGUAUCUCAUUGAAGCCAUGCCGAUGAUGAAGAAAAGUAAUAGCAAUUCACAAACGGAUUACAAACAUCCAGUGUUUAGCAUUUUACCCGAUGUUAUAUGCAAGUCACCACAGGAAAGCCUAAUUGAAUCUGAAGGCCAUCCAAACAGUGACAAAAAAGAAGAUUUGCCUGAUCAACGUUUCGAUGAAACAAACUUCAAAAGCGUGGAAUUUCAACGCGCGUAUAAAUAUCUUCGCAAGUUAGAUCAGACACAAAAAGUGGUGAACUCAACAGAGGCGGCUGACACACAAACAAGUUGUUUAAAUGUUUUAUUGAGACGGUGUGGCAUAGGUAACCCAUCGUGUUCAGAGAUACACCACUUUGUAUCUUAAGUUUCCUGAACACACAACUCGUUGAUUAUGAACAAAACCAGUUUGUGAGCUGUGCUGCAGAGGAAGAUCUUCCUGGGUUUUCCACUUUUGUUCUGCGAUUCCUAAUACAGAUGUCAAAGGAUUUUGCUACGCGUUCACUCAACAUAAGUGAAGAUAAUUCUGAUAACAUGGAAUCAUCGCCGAACGUUGAACAAAAUCUAACGGCGAUGACAUUAGUGAAGAUAACCCUAAAUCAUCAUCUACUGUUAACGGUGACACGGUGCUCAGUCGCUUCGAGCUUAGAAGAACGUGGGAGACAAGCCCUCAUCCGUACAUUCUUUUCAACUUUGAUCGUGGGUCAUUUA